AUGGAGGCGGCCGGGCGGCUGGGGAGGCUGCGGCGGGAGGCGGCCGAGUAUUACCGGGGGCACCGGGUGCCGGAGCGGAUGGAGGAGGCGCUGAACGCCCUGUUCCCGCUGCGCCCCGAGGAUCUCUACGGGGAGCUGGCUAACUACCUUUCUAAAUUUUCAAGAGCACCAGUAAUAUGCAAAUUAGUUGGAAGAAAAGUUCUUGAUGGAGUUGGUCAGCCAACAUUAGAAGUGGAAAUAUACUGUACAGUUAAAAACUACGAGAAGAGGAUUUGUUCCACUGUAAUGGCUUUUCAUUCCCAAAUACCUGAAAAUGCUUUACCUGAAAUAAUUGAAGCUCUUGAGAAAGAAAGAAAUGACUCUGUUCAUACUGCUGUGAAAUGGGUGAAUGAAUCACUGAACACAAUGUUAAGGGACUUGGAGCCUACUGACCAGUGUCAAGCUGAUAAGAUGCUUGGGCUGUGGCAAACAGACCUAAUUGCCUUCCAUGUGGACUACAUUUGGGGAAACCUGGAUAAAGUGAAUAAGGACUCAGUUGGAAAUGAAUACUUUGCAAACAAGGUAGAAGAAAAAAAGGGAAUCGAAAAGCAAGAAGGAGGAGGGAAAGAGGAAGAAGAAGCAGCAAAAGUCAUUCCUGCCCGUGCUCCGUGCCCUCCAGCCCCAACAUCUAAGCCAAAAAAGGGGGGAAAAGGAAGGAAGGUGGCAGUGGAAGUGAAACCCAUCCCACCUGCAGAACCUGCUGUACCCGUGCUGUGUGGCAGCCUGGCCAUCGGGGGAACGUCGCUUGCCAUAGCAAAGGCCGGGGCCGCCGUCCGCCGUGUCCCGUUGUACUUACAUGCUGCACUGCUGAAACACAAUCAGGAGAUGCCUAAAGAAAUGACUCUACCACUCCCAAUGGUUACUCUGUUGAACUGUGAAAAAAAUUCAUCUGCAAAACUGAAGUUAGUCAAAGAAGUUAUGCUUAUACCACCAGUUGAGUUAUCAUCCAAACAGGGCAUAGAAAGAAUUCUGGAUAUUCAGAAAGAAGUGACGAGACUGUUGGAGUCUCCAGGCAAAAUGCCUGGUACACAAACAGAAAGUAAGAAAGGAAAAGCACUAAAAGCUCUGCCACCAGCCUUAAAAGGAAUGUCGUGCUUAGGCUGCCUGACAACAGGAUAUGAUAGUCUAGAACAACUGCUACUCCUAAUGCAAACAGCUUGCAACAAUAUAGGUCUGGAGCUAGGAACAGACAUGUACUUAGCAAUAAAUUGUGCUGCUCAUGAAUUAAUGAAUUAUGAUAAAGAAAAAUAUGAAAUACUCACUGGAACAUUCAAAAGUCCCGAUGAAAUGGUUGCCAUGUAUGUGGAAAUGAUUUGUAAUUUUCCUUUUAUUAUUGCAUUAAUAGAUCCCUUAAGAAAAGAGGACAGAGAACAGUGGAGCAGCAUCUGUUGUGCCCUUGGUUCCAAAUGCUACCUGAUUGCUGAAGAUGCUGCCACGCAGAUUUCCAAACUCAAAACUGACCAAAACAUAAACAUAGCAAUGUGCAGUGGUGUUGUCCUAAAAUACAUUAACCAAACCAAGGUGUCAGACCUCAUAGAACUUACUGGAAUUCUGGAUGGUCAAAGACAUAUUACCAUAUUAGGAAGUCCAGAUGGAGAAUCUUCAGAUGAGAGCCUUGUGGAUCUGGCUGUGGGCCUGGGUGCCAGGUUCCUCAAGUUGGGAGGUCUGUCCCGCGGAGAAAGGGUGUCCAAAUACAACCGGCUGCUGGCUAUAGAGGAGGAACUGGCCGCGAAUGGAGCGCUGCGUGAAGCAAAACUUGAAUUCGUUGAUUUUGCUGAAGAAUCACAGCCAGAACAACUUCCUGAGGUGCUCCCUGCCCCGGAGCAGGAUUAGCUGCCUCCACAGCUCUCGGCCAGCCCUGCAAAUUCACAGCCUGCCUGCGUAGCUCCCAGAGAACAGCACACUAACCUAGGCUGUCAACAUUAACUUUGGGAUAAAUUCCUAAGAAAAAACAUUUUACUAAGAAACUCAUAUAUUAACUAUUCCUAAAUCCAUUUAUUUUCAAGCAGUUCAGCCAAAUAUCACCAAGAGAUUUCAAAUACUGGCUUCUCUUUCCCAGGGACCAUGGCCUUCAGCUGAAACCAAAUUAACUGAGCAGUGACUGUAGUCUGAAAAUACCACGAAAUUCUGUGAUGUAUUUACAAAUUGACAGAACAAAUACUGCUGUGUUAAGUCCAAAACUAAAUGUUUGUUUUGAGAAAAUCAGUCUCCCUCCAUACAAAGAGCAAGCUGUUGACAAACAGUAAAAAAAAAGCCCAAACACAAACAGAUCACCACAUUUUACAAAAAAAGAAAGGCCUUGACUGUUCGGCUGCUCCAUCCCCCCACAUCCCCUCAAUGCUGCCCGGAGAUCCAGCCUGCAAAGGAGAUUUUGCUCCAGUUGUAGCCCUCAAGACAAGUGCAUCAGUGCAAAUCCCAAAUGUUGGGCAGAGAGCUGUGACUGGUGUCAGUAGGAAGCCUGCUCCAGUCAGCAGCAGCGAGUAACAAGUCAAUUCCACAAGGUCUGGGAAACUUGUCAGGAGUCUUUUUAAUAAGCAACAAUGAAAAGUUAAAGAAAUAAUUUAUGUUCGAGGUAACAAAACAUUUAAGUAAAAGAAACGCUUCUUAAAAAACUUCUGGGUUUUGUCUAAUUUGAAAAUC
Messenger RNA from Hirundo rustica (Barn swallow), 2679 nucleotides. RefSeq names its product enolase 4 (gene ENO4). Gene Ontology annotation, molecular function: magnesium ion binding; phosphopyruvate hydratase activity. NCBI's taxonomy places the organism in Eukaryota, Metazoa, Chordata, Aves, Passeriformes, Hirundinidae. The record is from RefSeq and is a predicted model, not a curated record. Gene Ontology annotation, cellular component: phosphopyruvate hydratase complex. The coding region runs from base 1 to 1872 and encodes 623 amino acids. The transcript has 15 exons. Gene Ontology annotation, biological process: glycolytic process.